Molecule: messenger RNA, 837 nt
Organism: Pieris macdunnoughi
Lineage: Eukaryota; Metazoa; Arthropoda; Insecta; Lepidoptera; Pieridae
Source: the annotation of a GenBank genome assembly
AUGUGGUCUAUGUGCUUUGUAUCGCUUUCGGCGGUUUGUAUUCAAGCAGUGUUAGGGAUAAAUAUUCUAGUUUCCGAUAUAAUAUUAUCGGAAAAGGUUCCUGUGAAUGGCAAGGAUGUAGCUUCCGUCCCCAGUGUGACUGAUGAUAGAAUUGUGAACGGACAGGAAGCUGACAUAAAGGAUUAUCCUUACCAAGUUUCGUUUAUUGUGAAUAACUCCUACUUUUGUGGAGGUUUCAUAGUCAGCGAAAAUUAUAUUAUGACAGCCGCACACUGUGCACAAAACGUGGAUCCAAAAACAGUAGUCCUACGAGCCGGAAGUUCGUUUCGGAAGAACGGAACCAUCAUUGAAAUAGCAGAAGUCACUCCUUUCCCAGAAUAUGACGAUCCACCUUUUGACAAAGAUGUAGCAUUUAUGAAAACUACAAAACCUAUUGAAUUUAGCGAAACAAUGCAGCCUGUAGCUCUACCUCCCAGAAAUAGGGCGGUGCGUGGAAAUUCGGAAAUAGUUGUCAGUGGUUGGGGAAGGACAAGGCAAGGUGCAUCAUCCAUCCCAGAUCGUCUUAUGUCCGUGAAAUUGCCUGUAGUGAACUAUUAUCAAUGUUUUCUCGUCUACCCCACUGUACUCACUACGAAUAUGUUCUGUGCCGGAAACUUUUUCUUGGGAGGGGAAAGUACUUGUCAGGGUGAUUCAGGUGGUGCUGCUGUUCAAGAUGGCAUGGCUGUUGGCAUCGUGUCCUUUGGCCGAGGCUGUGGACAGGCGCUUUCACCAUCAGCGUUCGCUAAUAUUGCCUCGCCUCUACUGAGAGACUGGAUCACUGAGAAUACUGGAUUAUAA